CCUGAUACGCUCGUCACACAAAAACUGGUUCUUGACAAACCGCAUCACCAUAACUCGAUAGCUAGUGAAAGUCUGCAGCGGAAAAGCGAACUGAUCGCUAACCGAGACUUUACAGCUGGCAUUGACUAUGCGAGCUACUCGAAUUCGCGUCAGCAGUACGUGUGUUUAGAUGAACGUGGGUAAGAAGUUGUUCAGAAAGUGCAUUCGUGGUCCAGUGUUCUAAAGAGUUAAGAAAUAUAAUUAUUUCCUGACUGCAACCAAGAAAAGAAUGUUUUAAGUCCUACGACAUAAAAGUGUGAACCAGAUUCAAGUGUAUAGAAAGGGGUAGAGCGGGAAUAAAAGGGUCAAUACUUUUGCCAAAGUGCUUUUGAAAAGAUUACUUACUUCACGUCUAAAUACAUAAGUAAAAAAAUACCACCUCAUGAAACAUCCCACCGAGUAGACGUGUGUUACAGAACGUCUCCGUAAAUCGAAAUGCUGCAUAAAUGACAAGCUUAUGUUGAGUAUUGGAGGUAAGAAUAAGAAGAAUUAAGGAGUCAUAUUUCAGGCUUUUGAUGUUUUCCGAAGAAUCUGUAUAAACGUCUAAUGCCUCCAAAAUGUAACCAAUUACAAAAUAAAAAAAAUUAUAGUUUAACAACUUUCAAAUAAAUGAUGAAUGCUUUGCUAAGAUUUAUGGAUAUUUCCGCAGCCGUAAAAAUAAAUCCAAAACAUGUGAAGGGAAGAAAUUAAUAAGAUUACUCUUAUCCCUUGCUCACCGCCAUGAACUGCAGUUGUGUAAAAAGACAUUUAUGUUAAAUGCUUGAUAAAUUUCGAAGAAAUACAGCAAAUUUAGUGUACACUAGAGCUAAGCUGAAACAAGGGUCAGCUAGAGAAAAAGUUGUGUAAAACUGUCGUUGAAAGCAGCUGAAAUUGAUGAAGCAACCAUGAAGAUGGUAGUGUGUGCUGGUUGCGAUUCUCCUAUACUGGACCGAUUCCUACUGAAAGUGGAAGACAGAGCAUGGCACGCCAAAUGCGUCAAGUGCUGGGACUGCCAAGGUACCUUGGCUGACAAGUGCUUCUCCCGGGAAGGCAAACUUUUCUGUCGGACGGACUUUUACAGACGAUUCGGAACUAAGUGUGGUGGUUGUUCUCAAGGCAUCUGCCCGACAGACCUGAUACGUAAAGCGAGAGGGAGAGUCUAUCACGUGGCUUGUUUCACGUGUCUCCUUUGCAGGAAGCAGCCAUCUACUGGAGAAGAAUUUUAUGUCUUGGAUGAGACUCGGUUCGUUUGCAAAGACGACUUUAACAGGCAGCAACAGCAGCACG
Stegodyphus dumicola is the source of this 1305-nucleotide messenger RNA. RefSeq names its product LIM/homeobox protein Lhx1-like. The record is from RefSeq and is a predicted model, not a curated record. Gene Ontology annotation, molecular function: RNA polymerase II transcription regulatory region sequence-specific DNA binding; DNA-binding transcription factor activity, RNA polymerase II-specific; zinc ion binding. NCBI's taxonomy places the organism in Eukaryota, Metazoa, Arthropoda, Arachnida, Araneae, Eresidae. Gene Ontology annotation, cellular component: nucleus. Gene Ontology annotation, biological process: neuron differentiation; regulation of transcription by RNA polymerase II.